Messenger RNA from Neurospora tetrasperma FGSC 2508, 255 nucleotides. RefSeq lists its product as uncharacterized. The annotation marks the transcript as partial. Gene Ontology annotation, cellular component: mitochondrion. The transcript is spliced from 2 exons. Gene Ontology annotation, biological process: mitochondrial respiratory chain complex IV assembly. The record is from RefSeq and is a predicted model, not a curated record. Lineage: Eukaryota; Fungi; Ascomycota; Sordariomycetes; Sordariales; Sordariaceae.
AUGUCCCGCGCCUCGAAACUCACCCUCCUCGGCACCUCCGCCUUUGCGCUCGGCACCGUCGCCCUGGUGCACUGGCAGCAACAAGCCGAGAAGGAGGCAAUGCACGCCGGCGUCAUCCGCGACAUUGAACAACAACGAAUCAAGCGUGAACGCCAGCUCGAUUUCGAAAUGCAGCGCGAGCUCGAGAACGAAUACAAGAAACUCCAGACUGUUCGCGACGUCACAGAUCAGAUGGACCACCCGGUGCCUACGAAA